This is a messenger RNA of Cuscuta epithymum, 1014 nucleotides long. The record is from the annotation of a GenBank genome assembly. Lineage: Eukaryota; Viridiplantae; Streptophyta; Magnoliopsida; Solanales; Convolvulaceae.
UGAUUUAAAUUUAAUCUGAAAUUCGGUAACAUAAUCUACACUUUAGGAAGAACAUGAUCACCAAAUGUCUUCAACAAAAUCAACUCGGAAGCACCUCAAAUUUCAUAAAAAUGUCCUAUUCCUGUCACGACAUCCUGACCAGAACCCCCGUGGAGAAAUCUUCCAACACCAUCAGAGAGUCUUCUCAGUGGAAUUUUUUGAUGAAUUGUUUUUAGCAUGUUCCUCAUCAAGUCUAGUUUAUUCAUACAAAAUUUCAGCUCAAAAUUCAAUAGGGAAGAUAGUUAAAAAAUUCUUGAAACAUACUGCGUUUCAUAUAUGUACAAAAUGUGUUGUAAGAGAAGAGCCGCCACUUGAAGUAACGGCUUUUGUACUGUAAUAGAAGAGCCGCCACUUCAAGUGGCGGCUUUUCUUAACCACGAUUAACCCAGCACUAUUUUGGGAAUUAUUUAAUUAAUUAGCAUUAUUUAAGGAAAAAACUCCCACUCCAAGCGACCAAGCAAUCCCAAGCAUCAGCCAUUCCGCCAUUCCACCGAAAAGAACAAUCUCUUGCCGAUUGCCGAUUCACCGGCGAUUGCGAUUCUGAGACCAAGAACUCCAAGACCAGCGGCAGCGUCCAGUCCAGGCGGUCCAGGCUCCAGGGAAGAGAAGAAUCCCUGUGUGUCUUUGUCUUUCGCUAAUCUCUCUGAUUUCAUAUUUCUCUAAUUUGGUAAUUUGUUUUCUAAAUAAUGAAAUACAUACAUCAUAAAGCUCUAAAUUUUAAUGUCUUUUUGUGGUUCAGAACAGUUGUUCUAUUCAAUCUCGGUUAGCAAAAAUGCAGGAGUAAUAAAUUACUCCGUAAUAAUUCACGAUAAUGACUUGCACCUCAAUUCUUAAUGAAAAUGAAAAUUCGAAAUACUUCGUACUUGUUAUUGUUAGCAUGUAGGGUAGUACAGACUACAGAGUAUGUAUUUGGGAAUUGGGAUAUGAGAAAGUAAUUGGGACUUGGCCACUUAGGUAUUGUAUUUUAGAGCCAUA